Gymnodraco acuticeps is the source of this 1343-nucleotide messenger RNA. It is a transcript of the gene cops5, whose product is annotated as COP9 signalosome subunit 5. Lineage: Eukaryota; Metazoa; Chordata; Actinopteri; Perciformes; Bathydraconidae. The record is from RefSeq and is a predicted model, not a curated record. Gene Ontology annotation, biological process: protein deneddylation. Bases 162 to 1169 code for a protein of 335 amino acids. Gene Ontology annotation, cellular component: COP9 signalosome; cytoplasm. Gene Ontology annotation, molecular function: metallopeptidase activity; deNEDDylase activity; protein binding. The transcript has 8 exons.
ACGUUAUUGGUGUAUUGGUAUCGUUCACUAUCAUGGCUGCCUGGUAAACUGACCUGUAACGGUGCUACGAUCUUUGGAGAAAUACAACAUUUAUUGUGUUAAUCCUGCAGUAAAAAGGUUUUUUUAAUUAAUAAUUAAGGUUUCUAUAGCGUGUGUAGUUCAUGAUGGCGGGGAGCAGCACUGCUCAGAAGACAUGGGAGCUCUCCAACAGCAUGAACGAGGUUCAGGGCAUUGACGAAAUCUACAAAUAUGACAAAAAACAACAACAGGAAAUCCUCGCUGCAAAGCCAUGGACUAAAGAUCACCACUACUUUAAGUACUGCAAGGUGUCGGCUCUGGCCCUCCUGAAGAUGGUGAUGCACGCACGGUCGGGGGGGAACCUGGAGGUUAUGGGGCUGAUGCUGGGGAAGGUAGACGGAGAGACCAUGAUGAUUAUGGACAGCUUCGCGCUGCCGGUGGAGGGAACAGAAACACGCGUCAACGCUCAGGCUGCGGCGUACGAGUACAUGGCUGCGUACAUCGAGAACGCUAAGCAGGUGGGCCGCCUGGAGAACGCUAUUGGCUGGUACCACAGUCACCCUGGAUACGGAUGCUGGCUCUCAGGAAUCGACGUCAGCACUCAGAUGCUCAACCAGCAGUUCCAGGAGCCCUUUGUGGCCGUCGUGAUUGACCCCACCCGCACCAUUUCUGCAGGGAAAGUCAACCUGGGCGCCUUCAGGACCUACCCCAAGGGGUACAAACCCCCGGACGAGGGACCCUCGGAGUACCAGACCAUCCCCUUAAACAAGAUCGAAGACUUCGGGGUUCACUGUAAACAGUAUUACGCUCUGGAGGUCACCUACUUUAAGUCGUCUCUGGACAGGAAGCUGUUGGAGUUGCUCUGGAAUAAAUACUGGGUGAACACGCUCAGCUCCUCCAGCCUCCUGACGAACUCUGACUACACCACAGGUCAGGUGUUUGACCUCUCAGAGAAGUUGGAGCAGUCGGAGGCUCAGCUCGGGCGGGGCAGCUUCAUGUUGGGACUGGACACGCACGACAGGAAGUCAGAGGACAAACUGGCCAAAGCAACACGCGACAGCUGCAAGACGACGAUCGAGGCGAUUCACGGCCUGAUGUCUCAGGUGAUUAAGGAUAAACUCUUCAACCAGGUCAACACGUCUGCUAACUAAGAACUGACCCAGAGCCAGCAGCUGAUCCCCUCUGAAGACCUGGUUCCUGUUCAGCACACAUUAUGUCUAAAUGCCCGGGUAGGAUUAUCUGUGAGUUCUGUUUUCAGAGUAGGGUUAGCUAAACUUUGAAAACAGUGAAAAUUCAUGCAAGAAAAAUAAAAAAAGUAAACCUGC